AUGGGAAAGAGAGGCGAUAUUGCAGAUGUUAUCAUUGACCUUACCGUGGCAGAUGCCACUCCCGAUGAGAUGAGUGCCAGUGCUCAAAUUGCUCUAUGUGAUGGUCAUGGUGAUAUUGCUGGCGAAGAAGCUGCGGGUGGUGGUGGUGUUGAUUUCUUGUCAUUUGGGGAUGAUCUGGAAUUGCCUUCUGCAGAUGAUAGACAGCAGCAUCGCCCUCGCAAGAGAAUGAGAAGGGACUCUCCAACAACCACUUUGUUACCGGAGGUGUUGAAAGCUUUGAACAAUGAUAGCCUGAGUGGUGAUGUUGGUGCACGAGGAGAACUACGGCUAGAAGACUUUGCCGGAAUCUUCGACGAGUCUGAAACAGCAUCAUUGCAGCACAUCUUAACUACUGCUGCCAAUGCAUCACAUGAACCAUCUUCGUCUUCCUCCAGCAAGGGACCAAACCACACCAGCAGUCAACCUGCUGACCCUGCGUUUGAUGCUGGAGAUGAGGAAGAGGAGCAAGAUGCAAAGAGUUUGCAAGCUGUUUGCAAGAUGCAUAAGCCCAGCGGCCAGUGCAGCUGUUGGGUAAGUUGUAAAGCUCACGAGACAAAACAGCAGGUUAUGGUUGAUCUUCUCAAGUGGUUCAUUGAUGGCAUAGGCAAAGACAAGAAACAUCACCAGCAAAGCAGAUUGAGCCCGAUCAAGACACCUUCUCCUAUGAAGCCUUCUUCUGAUCCUACUUCACCUGCACCAGCCGAGACCGUAUGGGCAGACCUCAAAAGCAUGGCCCCUGAAGAUAUGUCGGAUGUGGAACAAAGCCUGGAUCAGCGCUUGGAGGCAAGGCUUGACAAGAUUGACUCAGACUGGGUGGACAUGAAGCAUCACAAUGCUUCAUACUUUGAGCCACCUUCACUUGGAAAGCCGGGAUAUUUGAAUCAGGAAAUGGAACGCUGGGGGUGGAAGAAAAUCAAAGGUCGUUGGCAAAAGGCUUUCACCAUUGUGGCUCCUCCAACGGCAUCCAAGCCUGCAUCUGGUGCAAAACCUUCCAGUUCUUCUCAUGGAAAGUUGAAGAAGAGGCCGGCUGCAGCACCCAAGACGAAAAUUCAGAAGGGACCAAAGAGUUUGAAGAAGCCAGCAUCUCAGCAGAAAGACCAGAAGAAGCUUUCCGUGCGCAAGGUCUUGAAGAAGCCCGCAGGCAAAGCGUGGUCUCACCCUCCUCCUUCCACUCUGAAGGCAAUUGAUGGCCAGUCCAUGUUUCUCGCGAGCGACAAGGCCGAAGCUCAUGAUGACUGGGUGGACGCCAAGGAGCACAACAAGAAAUUCCAAGUUGGCAUCGAACCGUUUGAGGUGUUUCUCAAGGACUGCUUGAUCGAGAAGGGGUGGAAAAUGGUGAACUAUCGUGGAGAGCUGCGCUGGAAGCUCGAGUAUGACCUUGGCCCAGACAAGUUGAACAAUGACCCUGAUGUCAAGAAGGAGUUUGACGCAGACCUGGAAAUCUUUGAAGAGAAAAAGCGCAAGGAAGCUCUCACAAGGGCUACCAAAACCUCUCGCAAGCGUAUCGAAGGUCAGCAGGCUAGUGGCUUCAGAAUGCGCAUGGUCACAGGCUACUUCUGGCCCUUGGAUGUGAUCAAACGGGAGGGCAAAGCCAAGCCGAAGAAAUUGACUUCAAUCAAUUUCAAUGGCAAAAAUCUUCGUGGUGCUAUCUUUGAUGAGUCGCAUGGCAAGCCCAUAGGCUGUAUCGAGAUGGAAAGCUAUGAAGACAAGAAUGCCACGAAGGUAGCCACCAUCAAGGGAGAUGCUGAUUGUGAUGACCCAGAAGAGCUAGAUAACAUUUGGGGACAAAUUCAAGAUCGCCUCUCUCUAAACUCCGUGGCUGCCAACGACGCGGGUGAGGUUGGCAUGAAAUGGUGUAGCACCAGCAAGACUCAGGAGGAAGACGUGAACAUGAGCUUCCUCGAUGACAUUUGGGGGACUGCGCUGCCAAGCUCAACUUGCAGGGGAUCCAAGCGGCAUGCCUUGGAAGAUGGUUCUGAUGGUGAGGCUGAGUCUGAAGCAAAAAAACGUCGCCACAACAGCAGCGGUGAAGACACCCAGGAAAAGCCAGAGAAACCAGAGAAGGUUGAGAAACCCAACAAGAGACGCCAGGGCCCUGAGACUGGGAAGCAAACCGGUGCGGCUACUCUGGUGAGGGUCUUGAAUGGAUGUGAUUCGCUUGCGCUGGAAGCUAGGCAAAACUUGGACCUUCUGGCAGAAGAGGACACAAUGAGAUCAAUUGGCAGUGCAGCCAUCAGCAAGCUUCUUGACAAGAUCGCGAGCAAGCUCACCACUGAUUCAAUCGCCUACCUGACCGAACAUUGGGAGACGGGCCAACCAUUGAAUCGAGGUUGCCAUGUAGUCGAGAAAUUGAAAUCUCUGCACGAGGGAAUCGAGCUGGCUCAUCCAGUGGUUCUGGCAUUGCAAGCGAGGAGUGGAACAAAGGACGGGUGUGUUUCACAUAACCUUUGGUUAGUUAUGGGAAUGGAAUUGAAUGGAACUACCGGGCAACACAGUGGCAAAUACAAAUACAGAGAAUAUUGUCCCGAAGCUCUGGAUAAAGCUGUGUCUGCUCUUGAGAAGCAUGUCAAGAUUGCCUCCGGUGUUCGCCAUACUGUCUUCUUGUGCACAGUCGGAGAACAUCAAGAUGCAGGAGAUUGGGAGCAGUGGCAAGCUUCAAUGGAGGCAGGUCACCCUAUGAUCAAAGAGGAUGAAAUGGUUGACCUUCGCUCCACAUGCGUCGUGAAGUGUGUCCAACACAUCCUGGGGAAUGCGCCAGAUACUCCACAGCAAGCCAGCGAGUCAUGGGCUGCCCUUUGCUCCCUUCUUACAACCAUUGCACAAACUACAUGGCAUGAGAAAUUGCCUGAGCAUCUUCGUGUCGAUUUGGAAGGGAUCAAGAGCUUGACAGUCGUAGGGUCCAAGAUGCACCACUCUUCCAAUGCAGAACUGCAGGAGGCAGAGAAGUACAAGAAUGAGAUCAGCAAAUCAAAGUCCUUCUCACGUUUGCUAUCCCAAUCUACUUCUGGCACACGCUUGGCAAGUGCAGUGCUUGAUGUCUCUGCUGCUUGCAAGGCAGAAGGGGGAUGGAAAGAAGAUCUUGAGCAGGCUUUGCAGAUUGCUUCGGGCGUGUCGGAAUUUGAACCUUCUCUAUUGCUCACAGAUGAGUUUGAAGUCCGCAUUCCGAGAGCUUCUUUGAUCGCUGACAUGUCCAACAAGCUAGGCCUACUUUUGCAACAGAGCACGGACAAAUUUCAAUCAGAAUCGGCCAAAGACAUCCAGAAGGUGAAGGACUUCCAGCUUGGCACAGCCCUUUCCAUCAAAAAGGCAUUGCUGCAAAGGAUGUUUGGAAAGGUUCCAUCACUGCAUGAUGCCUUGAGAUUCUGUGCCACUGCCCAUGAUGCGAGCACAGAUGUGAUAGGCAAGUGUGACGAACACAUCGCUGCAAUCACAUCUGCGAAGAAAUUGUGUUCUUCAGUGAAGUCAGCUGUCAGCAAGACCGUCGGCGCUGAUCUUGGGUCUUCCUUGAAUGAGGCAAUGUCGCAAUGCUCCUUGCUUCUGGAUUCCAUGGCAGGCUUUUGCACAUGGCAUUCAGACUUCAGAAAAUCCGGCACAGACAACGUCUCGGCAUUCAUGUCCAGUGCUCUCCCUCAAAUGCUGAAGUUCCUCAUGAAUGACAAGUCGAAUACUUCUCCCAGUGUGGGCAUUGUCUUCUUUGAAGAGCUUCAUGCUGACGCUCCUGGGUGGGGGAAAUCAAUCAAAGCUGGGCUGAUCGCUAUGGCAACAAACGCUAUCAAGGUGAAACAGUCCAGCAGUCAGACUUUUUUCAAGGUCUUGAUGGACAAGGAAGGGGACAACAUUGAGAAGCUUUGCUCAGCAGAGGUUUGUGGUGUUCCUGAUGCAGACGAAGAUCCCAGUUCUGUUUGCGCCGCCAGCAAGGAGUACCUCACCAUUUACUGCAACUUGUGCUUCGGGAAAGACUUUUGCAGUGCUUUCAAAUUUGGUGAAGUGGAGAUGGAUAUGCAGUCCUUAUGUGCAGCAUGCAUAUUCCUCGCGGCUGCUCGCUACACAGCACUUUUGUUGACCAAUGUGAGCAAGGUUGCGAGUCGGAACUCUGGUGACUCUGGUGCUUUGGGAUCCGGCGAGACCAGGGUGGAAGCUGCAAAGACUCUUUUGGACGUGCUUACCAAGUGGAUCCAGGUGGCAUCUAAUGCUCGCGAGCAUAUCACAAGCGUUGAGGGAAGCACGGUCGGGAUCAUCAAGGAGAACAUCGUCAAAGUAAUUGAACAUGCAGAGGGAAAGCUCAUUUCUUGCUUCACUCUUAUCCGUGGGGAUAUGGAGGCCUUGGCUACAGAUUUGGCUGAGAGACUUCAGAAUACCGAGCUGUCGAAUGUGGUCGAUUCGAAGCUUGAAGAAGAGGAGGUGACUGAGGAGCUUGCCCAAAGCUUGUUCGACAAUGUUGUGUCAGGGAAGGCAGGCCAGGAGUAUUACAUCGCGUUCAACAAGUGGCGGGCCUUGAGAAACUUGGCUGAUAAAAUUUUGAGCGAGGUGGAUUUGAAUAACAACAAGCAGAACCGGGACUACUUUGGUAGACCUGAUCGAUUCUAA
This is a messenger RNA of Durusdinium trenchii, 4626 nucleotides long. The record is from the annotation of a GenBank genome assembly. Lineage: Eukaryota; Dinophyceae; Suessiales; Symbiodiniaceae.